UGCUGCCUUCCAUGUAUUAUGAUAAACGGCAAGCUAGUCACAAUCUGUUUAACCGGUCGGACAUGCAGGGUCGAAUUUCGAAAUCUUAAUAUCUGAAUUUACUGAGUAUUUCCAACACAAUAUUGUUUUUUUUACCUCAACGUCACGUAUCGGUAGUAGCAGCUAGACGUUUUGGCAUUUCCCAGUUUUCAGCGAAGACAUCAUUAAUCACGACGGAAACCAAGCGCCAGUUUGUGUGUUAAACCGGUAUGGUCUCCGCAGAUACAGCCGUGUAAACGAUGCUCUCUCCAGGACGGUUUUUAUAGGAGUGAGGCACAAAAGGAGAAUAUAGCUACGUGGAUUCCUUUUACGAAGAUAUUAACUUUUUUUGGCUAAGACAUACCUCCCUCCGUAGUGUUUACAGAACCAUGACAGAAGUGUGUUUCAGCUCUUGGCAGCAAUAGGAGAAACAUCACUGGAAAGGGAGGAUUGUUUUUUUUUAUACAAUUGUUUUUAUUUUGUUCCCCCAAAAGAAGAGGAUACAAAAUGUUUGAAGCUUCUGGAGUGCCAGUCAUCCUGUUGGACAUCUCUUGUCUCAUUCUUGUCGGACUUCCCUUUUUCAUCUUGACUCCUCAACACAGUCCGUUCAAACGAGGCUUCUUCUGUGACGACGAGUCCAUCCGCUACCCUCUCAAAGAGGACACCAUAUCCUACCAGCUGCUGGGGGGCGUCAUGAUCCCCUUCACGCUCAUCGUUGUCAUCUGCGGCGAGUGCCUGUCGGUGUACCUGUCUCGCAUCAAGAACCAGAGCCUAGGCCCCAAAUACGUAGCAUGCGUCUACAAGGCAGUCGGCUGCUACUUGUUCGGGGCGGCGGCCAGCCAGUCACUGACCGAUAUUGCCAAGUACUCCAUCGGGCGUCUGCGGCCGCACUUCCUAGCCGUGUGCAAACCACUGUGGGAUCGCAUCAACUGCAAAGCGGGGGGAUACGUGGAGAACUUCACCUGCACUGGGGACAAGUUCCUGGUGGAAGAGGCCAGGCUCUCCUUCUACUCCGGUCAUUCCUCCUUCUCCAUGUACUGCAUGUUGUUCCUUGUUCUGUACAUUGAAGCCAGGUUGAAGGCCAAGUGGGCAAGACUCCUGCGUCCCACCCUCCAGUUCUUCCUGCUCGCCACCGCCAUCUAUGUGGGUCUGUCUCGUGUGUCCGAUUACAAGCACCACUGGAGCGACGUGCUCGCCGGUCUCCUGCAGGGCGGCGCAGUUGCUGUCUUCACCGGGUGCAGUGUGUCCAACUUCUUCGAGCAGCCCAUCGAGAAGGGGGUGUGCCAGGAGGAGGGAGGGCAGCACGCAUGCUUACAGGAGAACCCGCCCAACUCCAACCACUAUGGCAGCACUGACUGAACAUCACCCUGGCUGGGAACGGGGAGAAUAAGGGUGCACAUGCACUUUAUUGACAUGCAAAGAGUUUUACAGGGGAGGGGUGGGGAUUUUAUGUAUAGGAGGAGUCGCUUUUUACAGCCCAAGCGUGUGUUUUGUUGCGAAGAGAAUGAGUCUUAUGUGCUCGCUGCAAGCAGGCUUGUCAGAGAGAGACUGUCCCCAAGUUAAAUUCCCCAUUCAUUUACCUUACACAAUGUCAUCUUUGGCAUUUUUAUUGUUUAUGCCUUUGGAAGCUCGCACUGUAUGUUUGUAUCAUGGAAAUGUAAAGAAUAAAAGCGACUUCCAUUU
This is a messenger RNA of Doryrhamphus excisus (bluestripe pipefish), 1701 nucleotides long. RefSeq names its product phospholipid phosphatase 1-like. Lineage: Eukaryota; Metazoa; Chordata; Actinopteri; Syngnathiformes; Syngnathidae. Gene Ontology annotation, biological process: signal transduction; phospholipid metabolic process; phospholipid dephosphorylation. Gene Ontology annotation, molecular function: phosphatidate phosphatase activity. The record is from RefSeq and is a predicted model, not a curated record. Gene Ontology annotation, cellular component: plasma membrane.